This is a messenger RNA of Anopheles funestus (African malaria mosquito), 3034 nucleotides long. RefSeq lists its product as uncharacterized. The transcript has a single exon. Lineage: Eukaryota; Metazoa; Arthropoda; Insecta; Diptera; Culicidae. The coding region runs from base 391 to 2106 and encodes 571 amino acids. The record is from RefSeq and is a predicted model, not a curated record.
CCGAUAAAAUUCCAUUUUCCAUAGGUUUGACGCACUUGUGAAAAGCCUUAAUUUGAUUGUAUCCGUCAUCACCAUUGCAACGUUUUGACGACAAAUCAUCGCCUGCUUUUGGUUCGGGGUUUUGUGAUCAUUCCCUGCCUUGUUUUCCUUUCUCCCUCGUUUCGUGCACAUUUCUUCGCGCCCGUCGAUUGAUUAUUUAACACCAAAUGGACGGUGUGCGAUUUGUUAAACCGCUAAUGGUAGGACAAUUUCGGAACACUUAUAAAAUUCACCUGCCCCAGCAUGCUCUGAAGUCAGUUGGAAAAUGGCCUUCGUGUGCUGAAGGCUACUAACUAGCUACCGUUUUAAUAGCAAAGGUCUCUAUUCAAAAUUCAAACCCAGCUCUUGUCCAUGUUUUUGGGGAUGGCUUACCGGGCAAGUGCUUUACCCUUGGUGUUAAGCAAGUGGAGUACCAUCGUGUGUCUGCUGCUUUCGGUUGUGUUCGGCAGUGUGCAGUGUUUCGAACAUUUAUCACCCGUUAACGAUUUGCUGUUACCCGAGUUUGACUACGAUCAUGAGUAUCGGCACGAUAUCGAACGUGAUCUUCUACCGCUCGAUGAAAGAUCGUACUUUUAUCAUGGCGAACCGGACGAGCACGUGUUUCACACCGAUUACAAUCUAGCCAACCUGCGUCCAAUUUCACCGACGCCCGCAUUCACUCUGGAUCCUUCAUACAUUUCCCCGGAAGAAGUUAUACCGGCGCGAGCCAAACGUGCCAACCGCCUAAGAAGGAAGCCAUCGAAACAACGCAAACGGGAACAGGAAAAGGAACUCCUAUCCGAGGAACACGACGAUGAAGAUGAUGAGGAGGAGAAGAAUGAAAAGCCAAACUUGGGCGAAGGGUACGACGAUACGGAAGAUUAUGCCGAACGGUACGAACAGUUUAUCGCGAAACACUUUGACGAUUUGGACAGCAAGCGCAAAAAGUCGGCCCCACAGCGUAAGGCACCGAGUGCAAGGAAACCCUCCAAAAAGCCUGCUGCCAGCGAUGAGGAGGACGACGAGGACGGUGAUUACAAGUUCGAUCGGUUCGACUAUUCCUCCUCGGAGGAUUACGAGCGCAUAAAGGCGGAAUCCGAGGAGCAAAGUAGACGCUUGGCGAAGGAUCCCAAAAACUGUCGAACGUACGAGAAGGACGGUAUGGUGUGUAGCGUCUGUCACGAUCCGGCCAGUGACAGUGCGUCGGAAAGUUGUGCCUACGCAACCGAACCACACCACCGGAAGUAUGCGUACGUUAAGGAGCGUAACUACGACAGCAAAAAGGAUGACCCGAAGAACCAGGCAAAGGCGACCGAGCCGGAAGGUGCGGACGACGACGAAGAGGAUGAAGCAGAAGGGGGACACACGAGUGCCGAAACACGCCCGGAACGGCAAACGGAUGUUCUUGCCACUUUACAUCCCACACUAACGCCGAGACGAAUUCCAACACGUCCACUGCGUAAACCAACGCUCCGCACGAAACCUCACCAAUCGGCCACGAAUGGUGGUGGGUAUCGGUACCAACCGACGGAUCUUCGUUCGAACCGUGCCAGCAUGAAGCUGAAGGUAGCGGACAGCGAAACCCUCCCGGUGAAGGAGGAUGACGGUAACAUUUACGUGAUGGAUUACGCCGACCAGGACGAGGUGGCGAAAGUGCUGGCAGACUUCAAGGCACGCGAUUGGUCCAACUGCCGCAAAGGUAAGCGGAUGGAGGACGGCGAACUGACCUGCUACCAGUGCACGGAUGCGGCCGGUGUUAAUCACGAGGAGUGUAUGUACGUUUCAGAGUCUCGCCUGGUCGCGUCCGAGCCCGUCCGGCCACCGCCCUCGAUGGUGGGCAAGCUGCGCAAGCGGAAGAAGGUUGUCGCCCUGACACGGAAAGAACUGACGGCACUGGACCCACCGGCAGCAAGUGCCAGCGGUGCGCCACCGAAGGAAAAACAAACCGUUAAACGGACGGUUUCGUUCCGCAGCUUCGUUACCGGUUCCGGGCGUGGUCAAACAAAGUCAACGCCCGUAUCCAUUAGUUCGGAUGGAGAUGAAAGGGUGAUUCACUACGAGCAUCACAUUUCCCACGAAGUCCCGUAAGGGGAUCGAGGUACUGGUGGGGGCUAACAGGCAAAUGUUCCAAUCAUGACAAAUAAAGCUAGUAAUGCAGUAGUCGAUUUUCUUUCUAGUACCGUCAUGUAACGUCAUGUCAGGCCAGUGUUCAGAGUUCAGGAACUUCUUAAUACCUUUGCACGCAGGGAUAUGAAUCAGUCUGAAAAAAAUGUGUAAAAGAAAUUGGAUUAAUUAUUAAUAGUACGAAAAGUGCCUAAAUACAUAACCAUUAAAAAGAGAGUUUAGUAUGAGAUUUCUCAUUGCAAGAAGUGACUAAUGUCUGGAGCUACACUCAAUGCAUCGGAAAAAAUUGGAAUUUACGUAACAAUUAUUGACAAAAAAAUAUGGUGUAGUAGGAUUUCCUGAAAGAUGUGUCGAAAUGCUUAUAGAAUUCAUUGGAAAUCCGGAAGACGAGUAUGAGGUACGAAUAAAGCCUCUCCAGAUAUUCCACUUGUCUUAUUCGUAAAGUAUAGCAUGGUUAGUAAUGGCAAUAGACAUCAAUUCGCGAUCAGACGGGAAUAGCCUGACGUGCUACUUCAGGCUUUUACUUACUUAGAUGCCGAUAAUGUGGUCAAGUUGAGAUUCUUGAGAACUACAACGUAUGGUUGGCUGCAAGAUUUAUAUUCUACACAGCAAAAGACAUCAGUUGUUAGGAGUACACCGAGAUCAGUCUGACCCAGGACAUAGCUGAGGAGUAGUAGUAAAGUUCUUCGUCGUUCUGUCGGACAUCUAGAUCAGGUCUUGGACAUGUUUAGUAGAAAAGUUAAAUAGGUUUGGGUUAUUGCGUUUCCUCGAUCAACCGCAACUAUACACAUCAAAUCUCAUUAUUAUGUUUGUUGGUACACAAGAAAUAUAACGACUCUAGUGAAAUAGCUUAUGAAGUGUUCCUCUAUUGUAAUGUUUAGAUGAAGUGUAA